This is a messenger RNA of Hypoxylon fragiforme, 1733 nucleotides long. RefSeq names its product PLC-like phosphodiesterase. The record is from RefSeq and is a predicted model, not a curated record. The transcript has a single exon. Lineage: Eukaryota; Fungi; Ascomycota; Sordariomycetes; Xylariales; Hypoxylaceae. Gene Ontology annotation, biological process: lipid metabolic process. Gene Ontology annotation, molecular function: phosphoric diester hydrolase activity. The coding region runs from base 186 to 1349 and encodes 387 amino acids.
UUAGCAUCCAUACAAAAAGGUAAUCCGCCCUUCUCGGGCUUCCUGUAAGUUUUGGUCUAUGAUUUCGUUCUCUCUUUUGUUACUUUCUUUCCUCUGAUAUACAUCACAUACCUACUAUAUUAUUAUUUCUUAUUGUUCAAGAAAUCAACAUCCCCUUCUUUUCUCGUACAUAAAUUGCAGCCAACAUGAUUCCUUCGUUAUAUGCAUUCUUGACUGCUACCGCCGCGCUGGCGGGGACGGUGCACUCUAUGCCGCAAGACGGUAGUGGAUACGGCGGAUCGGCUUUCUCGACGACUUCUUCGUUCGCCGUAGCUGGCGUCAGCACGACAGCUUCCGCAUCCGCGUCCGCCGCCACUUCGACAACCGCCUGCAAUAACUCACCCGAUCUGUGCAGCCGCUCGUACAGUGAUAUUACACACAUGGGUGCUCAUGACUCCUCCUUCCUCAGAGACGAAAGCACAAGCAACUCGAUAGCGGGCAACCAGUACUUCAAUGCUACAGUCGCCUUAGACGCUGGUCUACGUCUACUACAAGCUCAGGUCCACGAUAAGGAUGGGGUCAUAGAAUUAUGCCACACAUCAUGUAGUUUACUUGAUGCUGGCCCGCUCCAAACUUGGCUAGCAUCUAUAAAGUCGUGGAUGGAUGCCAAUCCGAACGAAGUCGUAACGCUUCUCAUUGUUAAUUCCGACAACAAAGACGUAGCACAAUUUGGGUCCGUUUUCAGCGGCUCGGGGAUAGAUCAGUAUGGGUACACGCCGUCAGGCAACGGGUGGCCGACACUGCAGGAGAUGAUCAGCGCAAAUACGCGUUUGGUCAGCUUUAUUGCUUCUAUCUCAGCGAAUACCCAAUAUCCCUACCUUCUAUCCGAGUUCGAUCACGUGUUUGAGACAGCGUACGAAGUCACCUCGCUCGAAGGCUUCAACUGUACCAUUGACCGCCCAUCAACCUAUGACACUGCCAGCGCCGCCAUCCAAGCAGGGAUGAUGCCGCUCAUGAACCAUUUUGCGUACGACGUGCUUAUCAGUUCGAUCAUGGUGCCUGAUGUAGACAAUAUCGCGACGACGAACAGCCCGUCGACAUCUACCACGGGAAAUCUAGGGUUACACGCACAGAACUGUAACCAGGAGUGGGGCAUCAAACCCACAUUCGUGCUCGUCGAUUUCUACAACGAGGGUCCUUCGAUCGACACAGCCGAUAGCUUGAACGGCAUUACAGCCGUCGGCCGAUCCACCGCAGGUCAGAAGACUGUGACAGUAGCCACAGCUACAGCUGGCCCAAGGCAGAGAGACCUCGGGAUGGGCACUGGAGCACUGGUGGCUUUUAUUGCGGCUACUUUGGUCCUUGCCUAGAUUUACGGAUCGAAUCAUGAUGAGAUUGAUUGAUAGAUAUAUGUCAGAAAAGGCGGUUGAGCGUGGUGGGUUUUUUUUAACGAUUUGGAUGCAUAGCGAUGGCGUUGUACUAUUUUGCGUUUUGUAUAGGGGAUAUAUCCUGGUACCUACCUAGGUUAGGUAGGUGUACAUUUAAGUACUACAUUAUGGCGAGGGUGGGGGAAUGUAUAUAAAAACAUUCAAUGAGGGCAACCGAUCCCAGGUACUAGGUAAUCUAUGUCUAAUACUACUAGUAGUACAUACAGGAUAAUCCAAGGCUACUAGGUACUAGGUAUGAUGCAACUACUACAUAGUACCUAUACAUACCAAUACUAUAUAUAAAACUAGCAAAGUUAAAAAAGACGA